AUGAAAAAUUGUCGCUUGUUUACAAGUUCGUUGUUUAUUUCUUUUUCUGGUACGGCAUACAGCAACUGUUAAAUCAGACAAAAGAAGAAGAAACAGAAGAAAAAACCUAGAAAAACAGAAACAAAUUUUGACAGUUAUUUUUAUUGUGUGCGUGUAGAGUUUUCUUUCGUGUGUAUGAAAUACUACAAGCGUUUAUCAUCGUUGAUUAGCCAAAAAUAAACGGAAAUUAAUAAAGUUCCUUCGAAAAGUUCUUGAAACACCGCACACGACUCCAAGGAUUUGCGCUUCAUUUAUUUAUUUUGUUGUUGUUGUUUUUUUUAUAUUUUUAAAAAUUCGUUCCAAAUUUAUCGGAAGAUUUUCCCUUGGCGAGUUUGGCGAGCGAAUUGAAAAGCGACGAACGCAAAACAAACAAGUGAAUCAAGUUUGUAAUUUACAUUUGAUAAAUUGAAUUACAAUUUUCCAGUAGUUAUUCGGGUGAUGCAAUUAUGCGUGCUUUCUGUUUGCGUGUUUAAUCUGAUGAGAUGAAUUCAACGAAAAUUCUCAUCAACAGCAUCAACAUUUUCUCGCUUCAAGAACUGAGACAUCAAAUCAUCGUACGAAUUCAACACCGUCUGAAAUCAAAACGUGAAAAAUUGUUCGAGUGAAUAAAAUAGCCAAACUGAGUGAAAAAUUAAACGUUAUAAUUCAAUCAGUUUGCGAAUAAAUAAACGGCAAAAAAGGGAACAACAACGACUACGCAACGGGCAAUUCGUUCAGAAAAAGACAUAGAAAACGAUAAGAGGAGAAAAAAAGCGUCUGAUGCACGAUUACUUAUGCACUUGUUCAGUCAAAACAAAUGAGAAAAAAACAAUCGGUAAAACAGACACGAACUUCAAAACAGUUUAAAAAAUAAACCGAUGAUGUAUUCCGCGUAUAAAUGUAACGAACGCUAAUUAAUUCAAGUGAUUGGCUCAUGCUAAUUUUUCGGUGCUUUUAAAUAACGGAAAGUAUUAAUUAAAAAAAAUUGAAAAGUAUUAAUUAACUUAAAAAAAAACAACAAAAACAAAAGAAUAAGAACUAAAACUUAAGCGGCAUAUUAUAUACGAAUUUUACGCUGCAAGCAAACAAUGGAAACCACUUUUCAUAAUCAACAACCUAAAGCGAAAAAUGUCAAUGAAUGGCUCUGAAACUGUGAUUUGAAUUUAUUGCAAAUUAUUAUGCAAAACGGCAAAAUUAUCGGUCAACAUCCAUAUUGCAAUUGUUCCAUUGAUGUAGUGAGCGCGCACACACACAAAACACCAUAAAAAGAAAAACAUUUUAAGUAAAAAAAAUCAACGAAAUAACAAUUGCAAUCGCCAAGAAUCGGAUUUCUAUUGUUUACCUUUCUAUUCAUCAGAAUCAGAUUUGAUCGUUUAUUACGGGGAAAAAAGGUGCAAGUGACAAACGAACCGAAAUAAUUAUUGUAUGCAUAUAAAUACAAAAUCAAACAGCUUCUAAGUCCGAGUGAAUAAAGUGAAUUCUCAUUUCGUAAGGAAAAAAAAUUAAUCACAUGGACAAUAAAACAGUUACGGAUUUAUUGUGAAUAAAAAUUAUAAUGCGGUAAGAGUAUGAAGAUCAGCAGCUAUCAAAAUUUGUAAUUAAACAAAAUAAAUUCAACGCAACAACCAGCGUCGAUUGUUCAACACUCAAGAAUUCAGUUAACGCAGGCUAUUCAUGCUAACUUCCAUAAGUUUACUGCCACUUAAUAUUAUUACGAUAUACUACUUUAACCACCAUCAUCGUUGUGAUUGUCAGCGCAGCAAUAACAGCGGGGCAUAAAAUUGGCCAUUCGGAACAGCAAAAUAGUAACACAGAGUAGCACAUUGAGUAUAACGAAAUUCACCGUUCGCAUGUGUGUCAGCAUAGGCACAGACACUUUUGAUACAAACAUACUGCUGAAAUGCUGUCAAUUGAUGGCGAAUGUGCUAAAAUUACAAUGGCAAGCAGUAUAAAUCGUAUUACUAAGUUGAACUCAAGCCAAACACAACUGAUCGACACACCAAAUAGUCGAAAGAAAAAACCAAGUGUAUUAAUUUUGAUACAAAUAUAAUCGGGCAUCCGCUGCGAUAUUAUUUCGGUAUAUUCAAAUACGCACAUAGAACACACACAAAUUAUAUUUAUGACCAUUCAUCAUUCGAAACAUUCAACGUCUUUCUUUUGUCUUCGUUGUCGUCGAACAUUUUUCGAUAACUUAUUAUCAUCAAACGCAUCUAAUUUAAUAACAUUUAACGAACAACAAAUCAAACGAAGUAGAAAUUGAGUGGUGUGUGUGUUUAAAAGAGUGAAGGCGCACGCAUACAAUUGAAUUGCUGGAAGUGGCAAAAAGUACCGACAAGCAAAAUAAAUUUAAUAUAAAAAAUCAAUAUAAAACAACAAAAUUAUAAGCAUUAAGUCAAGUUAAAAUAUUAUUUAUUUACAUAGAGAAUUGGUGUAAAUAAAAAACCAGUCCAAAGAUACAAGGAAAUAGUCAUUCACAUCAGUUCUCUAACGCGAAAAAAGAAAACAAGAGAAAAUCAAACAACUUUCAUAGAUAUAAUAUUAUACAAAAAAUAAUAAUAAUUAAAAGCAAUAAAAAUGUGUCUACUGCAUAAACUAACUCCAGAAUACAUAAUAAUAUUUUUACUAAUAAUAUCGAAAAAUAUAUUUGGAAUUUAUGGCGAAAAUGGACCACCAUCGACAGUAACGCCAUCACCACCACCACAGCAUGCAAUGUCUACCAUCACAACAACAACGCCGUUAAAUUUAGCUGCUGCCGCUGUUGUUUCAGCCGGUGCCGCAUCAUCGAUGCCAAGUACCGCUUCACCAAGCGUUGUCAAACCACACGAUUGGUUCGAUGUUUUAUUUUUCGUAUUCAAGGCAUCGACAAUGAUAUCAAUUAUAUUAGCUGCUGUUUUUGGCAAUCUGCUAGUUAUUAUAUCUGUGAUGCGCAAUAGAAAAUUGAGGGUCAUAACGAAUUAUUUUGUUAUAUCGUUAGCUUUGGCCGACAUCAUGGUAGCGCUAAUGGCUAUGACAUUUAAUAUGUGCAAUCAACUGUUCGAAAAAUGGCCGUUUGGACAAGCGUGUUGUGAUUUAUGGAAUAGUUUGGAUGUCUAUUUUUCAACAGCUAGUAUAUUGCAUCUGUGUUGCAUUUCGGUCGAUAGAUAUUAUGCAAUCGUCAAACCAUUGAAAUAUGUUCAGACCAUAACAAAAAAAGUAGUUGCCAUCAUGAUACUGAAUACAUGGAUAUCGCCGGCGCUAUUAUCAUUUAUUCCAAUAUUUGCUGGAUGGUAUACAACUAAAGAACAUAAAGAGGAAAUAAUACAAAAACCGGACGAAUGUCUAUUUAAAGUGAACAUCUGGUACGCGCUAAUAUCGAGUUCGAUAUCAUUUUGGAUUCCAUGCACCAUCAUGAUAUUCACCUAUUUGGCUAUAUUUCGGGAGGCAAAUCGACAAGAAAAGCAAUUGGCGGCACGACAAGGCAAUGCAAUGUUAAUGCAUCGCCACUCAAGUGCUGGUGGUACGAAUGGUACGUAUGGUGAGGCUUUAAGCGGAUCAGGUUCAUCGAGAAUGUUAACAUUGAAUGAAGUGGAUCAAGAUCAUACACCAACUAAAGAUAAACAUUUGAUCAAAAUGAAAAGAGAACAUAAGGCUGCCCGCACACUGGGAAUCAUCAUGGGAACGUUCAUAUUAUGUUGGUUACCAUUUUUUGUGUGGUAUUUGACCACAUCGUUGUGCGUGACUUGCCCGUCGCCAGAAGUUCUAGUCGCAAUAUUAUUUUGGAUUGGUUAUUUCAAUUCAACAUUAAAUCCAUUAAUUUAUGCAUAUUUCAAUCGUGAUUUUCGGGAAGCAUUCAAGAGUACGUUAAACUGUUUGUUUUGUGCGUGGUGGAGACGUGACAGUUUACAAUUGGAUUUAGAUAAUCGACGCUCAAGCUUACGAUACGAUAGUCGUGCAAAAAGUGUUUAUUCGGAAAGCUACCUAAAGGCACAUCAUCAAAAGCGCAGAGCCAGCGAACAACUAACUGAAAGUUUAUAAUAAUUAAAAUCGUGUGCAAUUGAAUCUAAGUAACAAAAACCAAACUGCAAUAUAUUUAAAUAAAUGAAAAAAAAGCACAUACAUACACAUAGAAUGUAAAUGGAAUGUGCGCGGAUGUUCGAAUCAAGUUGAACGCCAAUUUUGGAUAUUCUGCUGAAGAUAAUGCGGAUAAAUGCACGGUCCUGCGUUUUUAUAGUUUUAUUUUUUUUUUCGAAACUUUAUAUAUGUGUUUUUUUUUCGGUGUAUUUU
Molecule: messenger RNA, 4281 nt
Organism: Contarinia nasturtii (swede midge)
Lineage: Eukaryota; Metazoa; Arthropoda; Insecta; Diptera; Cecidomyiidae
Gene: Octbeta2R
Product: octopamine receptor beta-2R
Exons: 10
Coding region: 2593-4032 (479 amino acids)
Biological process (GO): adenylate cyclase-activating adrenergic receptor signaling pathway
Cellular component (GO): membrane
Molecular function (GO): octopamine receptor activity
Source: RefSeq, a predicted model, not a curated record